GUGGUCCCGACCGCUCUCUCAGGUCUCCCGGUCCUGGCAAGAUCUGCGAGGAGAGACAGGACGACGGAGUAGGAGCAAGGGUUCUGUCACUGAGGGGUUCGAAGCGGUCUCAGAGCUCCCACCUCGCGCCCGACCCCGGCCCCGCCAUGGGGUCCCCUUCCAACUCGGGCUUCUAUGUGAGCCGCACGGUGGCCCUGCUGCUGGCAGGACUGGCGGCCGCGUUCCUGCUGGCGCUGGCUGUGCUCGCCGCGCUGUACGGCCACUGCGCGCGCGUCUCGUCCUCCGCGCCGUGCGGCCUCGGGGUACCGGACGCUGCUCCCGCCCCGUCGGGUGGGCACGGGAAGCCACCGCCCACCCCGAAACCUGACCGUGCGCGCGAGGCUACGGUGACUCCCACCGCGGGCGACUGGCAUCCCCCUGGGCCCUGGGACCAGCCGCGCCUGCCACCCUGGCUCGUGCCGCUGCACUACGAGCUGGAGUUGUGGCCUCGGCUGAGGUUCCACAAGUUCUCGGAGAAGUCGCUGCGGUUCACCGGCCGGGUGAACAUCACGGUGCGCUGCACGACGGCCACCGCGCGGCUACUGCUGCACAGCCUCUACCUGGACUGCGAGCGCGCCGAGGUGCGGGGUCCCCUCUCCUCGGGCGCGGGGGACGCCGCCGCCGGCCGCGUGCCGGUGGAUAACAUGUGGUUCCAGCCGGACACGGAAUAUUUGGUGCUGGAGCUCGGCGAGACCCUGCAGCCAGGGAGCAUCUAUGAACUGCAGCUCAGCUUCCGGGGCAUGGUGGAUGAGUACCUCAGGGAGGGACUCUUCCUCAACGUCUAUACCGACCAGGGCGAGCACAGGGCCCUGAUAGCAUCUCAGCUGGAACCAACAUUUGCCAGGUAUGUUUUCCCUUGUUUUGAUGAGCCAGCCCUGAAGGCAACUUUUAAUAUUACAAUUAUUCAUCAUCCAAGUUAUGUGGCCCUUUCCAAUAUGCCAAAGCUAGGUCAGUAUGAAAAAGAAGAUGUGAAUGGAAGCAAAUGGACAGUUACUACCUUUUCCACCACGCCCCACAUGCCGACAUACCUAGCUGCAUUUGCUAUAUGUGACUUUGACCACAUCAACAAAACAGAAAGAGGCAAGGAGAUACACAUCUGGGCCCGGAAAGAUGCCAUAGCAAAAGGACAUGCAGACUUUGCUUUGAACAUCACAGGUCCCAUCUUCUCUUUUCUAGAAGAUUUAUUUAAUAUCAGUUACCCUCUUCCAAAAACAGAUAUAAUUGCCUUGCCUGAUUUUGACAAGCAUGCAAUGGAAAACUGGGGACUUUUGAUAUUUGAUGAAUCAUUAUUGUUGCUGGAACCAAAUGACCAACUGACAGAAAAAAAUGCUGAGAUCUCCUACACUGUCUCCCAUGAGAUUGGACACCAGUGGUUUGGAAACUUGGUUACCAUGAAUUGGUGGAACAAUCUCUGGCUCAAGGAGGGUUUUGCAUCUUAUUUUGAGUUUGAAGUAAUUAACUACUUUAAUCCUAAACUCCCAAGUAAUGAGAUAUUUUUUUCUAAUGUUUUACAUAAUGCCCUCAGAGGAGAUCAUGCCCUGGUGCCUAGAGCUGUGUCCAUGAAGGUGGAAAAUAUCACAGAAACAAGUGAAAUUAUGGAGCUAUAUGAUAUAUUUACUUACCACAAGGGGGCAUCUAUCGCCCGAAUGCUUUCCAGUUUCUUGAAUGAGCAUCUAUUUAUCAGUGCACUCAAGUCAUAUUUGAAGACGUUUUCUUAUUCAAAUGUUGAGCAAGAUGAUCUCUGGAGGUAUCUUCAAAUGGCCAUAGAUGACCAGAGUACAAUUCUUUUGCCAGCAACAGUAAAAAGCAUAAUGGACAGUUGGACACGCCAGAGUGGUUUUCCAGUGAUCACUUUAAAUGUGUCUACUGGCGUCAUGAAACAGGAGCCAUUUUAUCUUGAAAAGUUUAAAAAUCAGAGUCUUCUAACCCACAAUGAAACAUGGAUUAUUCCCAUUCUUUGGAUAAAAAAUGGAACUUCACAAUCUUUAGUCUGGCUAGAUAAAAGCAGCAAAGUAUUCCCUGAAAUGCAAGUUUCAGAUUCUGACCAUGACUGGGUGAUUUUGAAUUUGAAUAUGACUGGAUAUUAUAGAGUUAAUUAUGAUGCAUUAGGUUGGAAGAAAUUAAAUCAACAGCUUGAAAAGGAUUUUAAGGCUAUUCCUGUUAUUCACAGACUGCAGUUGAUUGAUGAUGCCUUUUUUUUGUCUAAAAACAAUUAUAUUGAGAUUGAAACUGCACUUGAGUUAACCAAGUACCUUGCUGAGGAAGACGAAAUCAUAGUAUGGCAUAUGGUCUUGGCACACUUGACGACCAGGGAUCUUGUUUAUGAUGUGAACAACUAUGAUACAUAUCCAUUAUUAAAGAAGUAUCUAUUAAAGAGACUUAAUUCAAUAUGGAAUACUUAUUUAACUAUAAUUCGUGAAAAUGUGUUGGCAUUGCAAGAUGACUACUUAGCUAAAAUAUCACUGGAAAAACUUUUUGACACUGUAUGUUGGUUGGGCCUUGAAGACUGCCUUCAGCUGUCAAGGGAACUCUUCAGAAAAUGGGUGAACUAUCCAGAGAAUGAAAUACCUUAUCCAAUUAAAAAUGUGGUUUUAUGUUAUGGCAUUGCCUUGGGAGGUGAUAAAGAAUGGGACUUUUUAUUAGAUGUUUACACGAACACAACAGAGGAAGAAGAAAGGAUUAAUCUUGCUUAUGCCAUGAGUUGCAGCAAGGACCCAUGGAUACUCAACAGAUAUAUGGAAUAUGCCAUCAGUGCAUCUCCAUUCACUUCUAAUGAAACAAAUAUAAUUGAUUUUGUGGCAGCAUCUGAAGUUGGCCAGUAUGUUGCAAAAGACUUCUUGGUCAACAAUUGGCAAGCUGUGCGUAAAAGAUAUGGAACACAAUCCUUGGUUACUCUAAUGUAUACAAUAGGGAGAACUAUAAGUACAGAUUUACAGAUCAUAAAGCUGCAGCAGUUCUUCAGUGACAUGUUGGAGGAGCACCAGAGGACCGAAGUGCAUGCCAAAUUACAGACAAUAAAGAAUGAAAAUCUGAAAAACAAAAGGCAAAGUGCCAGGAUAGCUGAGUGGCUACGGAGAAACACAUAGCUUGCGGCUACUUCAGCAUGCCUCUUGCAUAUUGUAAUGUAGUUUGCUCAGUUUUAUCUUCCAAUACUUUUUGAAUCUGGAAAACUACACAUCUUAUUAUUUGUAUUUAUCUCCGUCACACAUAUUAUUCAGAGUGCUGUUCUUCCCAUAUUGCCAUUAUUUGGUUCUGAGGCUUGGGGAUUGCAGAGGUUUUCCCAACACUGCUGUAUUUCUGGGGAAAGAUUUCAUUUAAGAUUGGGCUAUAAAUUCAGAAUUUAUUUUAACUGCCUUGCAAAAGUAAAUU
Messenger RNA from Carlito syrichta (Philippine tarsier), 3408 nucleotides. RefSeq names its product laeverin (gene LVRN). Gene Ontology annotation, cellular component: cytoplasm. Lineage: Eukaryota; Metazoa; Chordata; Mammalia; Primates; Tarsiidae. The record is from RefSeq and is a predicted model, not a curated record. The transcript is spliced from 20 exons. Gene Ontology annotation, biological process: peptide catabolic process; proteolysis. Gene Ontology annotation, molecular function: peptide binding; metalloaminopeptidase activity; zinc ion binding. The coding region runs from base 147 to 3125 and encodes 992 amino acids.